Molecule: messenger RNA, 4551 nt
Organism: Phascolarctos cinereus (koala)
Lineage: Eukaryota; Metazoa; Chordata; Mammalia; Diprotodontia; Phascolarctidae
Source: RefSeq, a predicted model, not a curated record
CUCCCCUUGCCCGCCGGCCGCCCCGCCCUCCUGUUCCACGCCCCCGCUCCUAGCUCCAGCUUCCCUGGGGAGACGGAUUCCAGACCCGGGAGCCCAGGAACCCGGCGCUCUGCUCCUGCCGCUGGGCUCUGCACUCUGCCUUCUGCCUUCAUCUCCCGUUUCGCGGGUAACGAGUGGAACCGGCACCAGAAUUGCCCCAAUCCCUGCCCAGUCGCGCUUAGUCCAUCCCUCCUAUAGCACAGAACAGAAAUCCCACUUUCCCGUGCAGCAUGAGCCAGGUUCCAUCAAAGAGCUCUUCCCACUGGGAGCCCCUGGAGGAUCCAAACUGUUGGCUGCCCUCCAUAGAGAGCCUCUCACUGGAUGACUUUUGGAUGGAGGUGGAGAGCAUGGAGCAGAAUGAUGAACUGAAGCCGGAAGAGGGCGGUGUCACCGAAGCCCAGAUCCCGGAGGAGGGUGAGGCAGAAGCCCAGUGGCUGCAGGACACAGGCCUGGCCGACCUCCUUGGGGCCCCCACGCCAGACAGUGAUAACAGAGUGCUCCUGUCCACACUCACAAAGACCCAGGCGGCUGCUGUGCAACGGAGGCUAGACACUUACACGCGCUCGAUGCGUAAGAAAAACAAGCCACCCAUAAGGGACGUCAGAGACAUCUUUGGCACCUUUGAUUCUGGGGAGGGGUUAGCAGAAAGAGUGGAUGCUGAAGGGAAAUGGACACAGCUAAAAUCCAGACCUGCAGAAUCCCCACCAAUGGCAGAUUAUCCAGGAUGUGUGGAACAUCCUGGCCCAGUUCCCAGCUCUGGGAAGGAGGAGAUUUUCAGCACUGAUUCUGCAUAUUCGGAGCAAGCAGCUCUUCUGCAGAAAGGAUCACUGCCCCCAGAAACCAAGUGGAUAAGGGGCAAAGGUUCACUGCCGAAGUUUAGAAUUCCUAAGGGAAGACUUGGAGUAACAAGAAUAGGAGACUUAUCACCACAAGAUAUGAAGAAGAUCCCCACGCUGGCCCUGAUUGAGCUGACGGCCCUUUGUGACAUUUUGGGACUGGACUUGAGAAGGAGCAAGGCAGGAAAAUGGAAGGCAACAGAGAAGCGGCUUUUUGGAGUUCCUCUUAGUACUCUGUUGGAGACUGAUCAGAAAGUUGUCCCCAACACACAAGUGCCUUUGAUUCUACAAGCUUUGCUGUCCUGUUUAGAGAAGAGAGGGUUAGACACCGAAGGGAUCCUGAGAGUAUCUGGCUCCCAGACCAGAAUUAAGAGUUUGGAGCAGAAGCUAGAGAGAGAGUUCUAUGCAGGCCUCUUCAACUGGGAUGAGGUCCAUCAAAAUGAUGCAUCAGGUUUGCUGAAGAGGUUCAUCCGAGAACUGCCUACUCCACUGCUCACAGCUGAGUACCUGCCUGCCUUCACCGUGGUACAGAAUAUCCCAGACCUGAAGCAACGACUGCAGGCUCUGAAUCUGCUCAUCUUGAUUCUUCCUGAAGCUAACAGAAACACUUUGAAGGCCCUGCUGGAAUUUCUCAGGAAGGUAGUUGCCCGAGAGAAGAACAACAAAAUGACUUUAUGGAAUGUUUCCAUGGUGAUGGCACCAAAUCUCUUCAUGCAUAAAGGGCAGCCUCACAGAAUCCCAGAGGGAAAGGGGAAGCAGCUGGCCGAGAGUGCUGCCGAUGUCGUCCGGGCCAUGAUCCAUUACCAGGACCUUCUGUGGACUGUCUCCUCCUUCUUGGUGGCCCAAGUCCGGAAACUGAACGAGAACAGCGGCUGGAGGCAUCAGUUCUACGACAGACGGAUCAAGAACUUCCUUAAGAAGAUUCACACAGACAAGGACAAGGCGAACAAGACCCCCGGAGAGCCAUCCAAAGUGGUGAAAAUCCAGGCCGCUCUGCUCCUAAAGGACUGUUUAGAGGUGCAUCUACACAAUAGCACCAAAGCUGCUGAUGUGCUUAAGCAGUUCCAGAGACACCUCUGCUCCAACAGCUGGAAUGUCAUGAAGACAGUCAACCUAAUCCAAUGUAAUGGGCCUGUUGAAUCAUCAAACCUGCUCCUUUAUGAAGUCGGCGGGAACAUAAGUGAACAUUGCCUGGAUCCAGACACUUACCUCUUAGACCUGUACCACACCAACCCUCAUGGGGAGUGGGUCAUCAAACAAAGCCCCACCUUACCCCGGACACUUUAGGAGAGUUACCAAGUUUAUGCCCUAGGGUCAGAAAGAAAGAAGAGCAGCAGGAAGAAUGUUUUUUUCCUUUUGAGCAUUUCCCCCAUCCGGUGCCUUUAGCUGGGAGAUGUGCAGAAUUCAGCCUGAAGGUGGGCAGAGACGUGGAAGCCACAGAUCACUUCAUGUUUCAAAGAACCCAGCUGAUCAGCAGCACAGUGCCUACCCCUAGUGAUGCGUGAAUAACCCAUCUAGGUGGGCAGACAUUCUCCUAUACAGCAUUCCAGCUAAUGGUUGCCCAGAAACCAAACUGGCAGUGAAAUCCUUGCCCAUUCUUGGGUAGUGACUCAGAGAGAGAGGAAAAAAAAAACAAGGUCCUAGAAACUGCAAUCCUGAAAGAAAAGUAUGCAGCUGAGAAAGGCAUUCCCAUUUUGGAAAGCUUUGUGGCUACUGGUGAUGAGAACAGCUUCUUCAUGUUUUCUUCAAGUUCUCUGCUCUGUACAGAGAAGAAAUGCUGCUUCUCAGGGAUGCAGCAGAAUCUUUCUAAGGCAAAAGAGCUCAAUCAAUCCAUCCAUCCUAUCCUCAAGAUGAGGAUGUGGGCUGUUACCCUUGUCACUCACUUCCUUAGCUGCCUGCUCUGACUUUCCAAAGUGAUUUUGUCCUUUUUAUUCAUUUGACUGUGGCCUCACUCCUCUCAGAGUCACCGUUGGUCAUUGUCCAGAAAUCAAGCUGAGUAUUAGGGGUCUUUGAAGAUGUAUAUAUUUUGACCCUUUCUUGCCAGUUCAAUGACCCAGUAUUACUUCUUGCUUAAGAAGCAUCCAGUGGCUUAACUUUUAAAAAUGUGUGUGGUAUGAAGUCUGAUGCCUUUAUUGGAAAUCCCUUCUCCAUAUGUAAGAUUUGCUGAUAGAAGAGUGCCUAGGGAGUCUUUUCUACUCUGACCCCACUGAUGACUCUUGGAGAUGUCCAAUGCCCUGAGCCAUAUUGCUGUUCCUCUCCCAUUGGUCUUACCAGUAUUUUGGAGACAAUGUCUUUGGUCUCUGUCUCAGCACUGUGUACAUAUUGAUAGUUACAUAAACACAUUUUGCAAAAUGUAGUGAAUGAAACAAAGCCAGACAGUUGCAUUGCCUGGGCAAUGUGAUCUUCACACCUUUCUGAUGUGGUUGAAAAAGUCAAAGUGGUCACAUUACAGUGCUGACUCUGGCUAUCUCCCAGAUGGAGGUGGAGACCUUGCCCAUGCGAGGGACAAUAGAAAAAGCCCAUCCUCCCCAGCACAGUUGAGGUGGGGCAGGACUCUACUGUCCCCCUUCAUUGUCCUCAGAUGUGACUGGGGCUGCAUCUGUGCCUGACUGCCCUGGCUUCUAGCCAUGAUCAGGGAGGCAAAAAGGAGACAUUGUUCUCCGACCUCAGUGUAUACAGUUGCAACAUCCCACACCGUUGUGAGAGGCAAGAAGUAGCAGACUGGUCUGAAACCAAAACAAGAAUGGUUAGGAUGCAGCUCCGUACCCUAGGGUUUCUUCCUGAGCGGCCCUAUUUACCAGAACAGAAUGGGCUCGACUUUUGACUUUUCCUCUUGGCUCCUUGAACAUCUGCGAUGCCUUCUAACUACCCUGCCUCCUCCCCAAUAUGGAUCAGUGCUGCUUGCUCCAGACAAUCGAGCAUCCAUGUGCUGUGAUCUUGCCAUGCUGAGAAUCUCUUUGGUACUUCUGGGCCUCCAUGAGUUUUAUCACUGUCCUUUGGGUUUAACUGUAGAUUGUGGCCAAGAGAGAUGGGAACAUAGAACUUCAGUAGCUCAGUUUUUUUUUUUUAGGGAAAUUGCUGUGAAUUUGACAUGUGAUAAUGGUGCAGUAGCUGGGUUGGGAUUCAAGACCCAUACAACGUUUGGCAAGUCCCUUGACCUCUCUGGAUCUCGAUUCUUCCUUUGUAAGUGGAGUUUGGGUGGGGUAGGGGUGGUGCUAGAUGAUCUCUGAGGUCCCUUGCAACCCUCCCUUGACUUCAAAUCAUGGAGCAGAGAUAGAGCCCAUCCUUGGGACUGAGAUUCAAGGGAAAGGUGGUGCCGGCAGUGUCAGCACUGAUAGUGGUCAUAAGACUAUGGGAUUUGGUGGUGAAAGAUCAUUCCAUCCAAGGUCUUCAUUUUUUAUAAAUGAAGAAACAGAAGCCCAAAAAAGUGGGGUGACUUGCCCAGGCUUGCAGAGACAAGAUUAGCACCCAGGUCUUGUGAUUCCUAGGGGCUCUUUCCAUGACCUCACACAGGUGUUCCAGCCAUCUUUUAUUUCCUUGCUUGGCAGGGGAGAAGAAAAAGAAGAGGUUGAAACACUACAAGUUCUUGGUUUUAAGUAUUGAAUUUAUUAUCUUUUCAUUUUUUAAAGUUAUAUUUAAAAUUAGUAUCAAUAAUAAAGAUAUAGAAAAGUUUAAA